Daucus carota subsp. sativus is the source of this 2268-nucleotide messenger RNA. RefSeq names its product pentatricopeptide repeat-containing protein At4g14850. Lineage: Eukaryota; Viridiplantae; Streptophyta; Magnoliopsida; Apiales; Apiaceae. The coding region runs from base 208 to 2259 and encodes 683 amino acids. The transcript has 2 exons. Gene Ontology annotation, biological process: RNA modification. The record is from RefSeq and is a predicted model, not a curated record. Gene Ontology annotation, molecular function: zinc ion binding; protein binding; RNA binding. Gene Ontology annotation, cellular component: intracellular membrane-bounded organelle.
AAUAUGUGCUCUUCUGUAUUGAAGAGGCACAUGCUGCUCCUAAUUUUUUAAGAGCCACUGGAGAUCAAAUUCACUACAAUAUAACUUAGGAGGGAGUAUAGGGUGUCUGUUGCUGUUGCUCUCAACAGAGGUUUAAAUGGGCGCCAAAUUACAAAACAAGUAUCCUUAAACCCUAGUCUUAAACCCCAAACAUGCACAGCCCUAAGAAUGCCAUUUCUAACACCCAACUCGCUAGCUUCACUCAUCGAAUCGUCCGUUUCAACUCACUCACAUCUCCUCGCCAAAUCCACCCAUGCCCAGAUCAUCAAAACCCUCAUUCCCCCUCUCCCUCCAUUCCUCUCAAACCAUCUCAUCAACAUGUACGCCAAACUCGACCUGCCCAACUCAGCUCAACUCGUUCUCCAACUCACCCCCACCAAUCACCGCUCUGUUGUCACCUGGACUUCACUGAUUUCUGGGUUUGUUCAGAACGGACAUUUUGUGGAUGCCAUUGUAAAUUUUUCGAGAAUGCGGUGCGAGGGGAUUGAGGCUAAUGAUUUCACGUUUCCGUGUGUUUUUAAGGCGAGUGGAGCGAUUAGGGAUUUUAGAGUGGGGAGGCAGGUUCAUGGGUUGGUGAUUAGGGUGGGGUUGUGGAGAGAUGUGUUUGUGGGGUGUAGUGCUUUUGAUAUGUAUGCGAAAAUUGGGUUGAGGGAGGAUGCGAGGAAGGUGUUUGAUGAAAUGCCGGAGAGGAAUUUAGCGACGUGGAAUGCGUGUAUUUCGAAUUUGGUGGUGGAUGGGAGGGGGAGGGAGGGAGUGGGGAAGUUUGUGGAGUUAAGGAGGAUUAGUGGGGAGGGGAAUUCGAUUACGUUGUGUGCGGUUUUUAACGCGUGUGCGGAUAUGAGGGAUGCGGUGUUGGGGAGGCAAGUGCAUGGGUUUGUGGUUAGGAGUGGGUUUAGUGAGGAUGUUUCGGUUGGGAAUGGGAUGAUUGAUUUUUACGGGAAGUGUAGGGAUGUUGUGUCGUCGGAGAUGGUUUUUGGUGGGAUGAGGAUGAGGAAUGAUGUCUCGUGGUGUUCAAUGGUGGCUGCGUUUGAGCAGAAUGAGGAGAAGGAGAAGGCGUGUGAGGUGUUUUUGAGUGCGCGGAGGGAAGGAAUUGAGCCGAAGGAUUUUUUGUUGUCGAGUGUUGUUAGCGCGUGUGCAGGUAUUGCGGCGCUUGAGUUGGGGAGAAUGGUUCAUGCUCUUGCGGUGAAGGCUUGUGUUGAGUUGAAUGUUUUUGUUGGGAGUUCACUUGUGGACAUGUAUGGGAAGUGUGGAAGUAUACAGGAUUGUGACCAAGCAUUUCGUGAGAUGCCAGAAAGGAAUUCAAUUACAUGGAAUGCCUUAAUUGGCGGUUAUGCUCAUCAAGGACAUGCAGACAUUGCUUUAGCUUUGUUUGAGGAAAUGAAACAUGAGGUUGCUCCGAAUUACGUGACACUUGUAUGUGUAUUGUCAGUGUGUAGCAGAUCUGGGGCUAUGAAAGAAGGCAUGGCGAUAUUUGAGUCGAUGCGGGAGAGGUAUGGGAUCGAACCUGGUAUAGAGCAUUAUGCUUGCGUUGUGGAUAUGUUAGGGAGAGCAGGAAUGGUAGAUCGUGCCUACGAGUUCGUCAAGAAAAUGCCUAUUCGUCCAGGUGUUUCAGUUUGGGGGGCUCUUCUAGGAGCUUGUAGAGUAUAUGGUAAGCCAGAAUUAGGAAAGAUUGCAGCUGAAAACUUAUUUGAACUUGAUCCAAAAGACUCGGGCAAUCAUGUACUGCUUUCAAACAUGUUUGCAGCUGCUGGCCGGUGGGAAGACGCCAACCUUGUGAGGAAAGAGAUGAUGGAUGUGGGAAUCAAAAAGGGUGCAGGAUGCAGUUGGAUCUCAGUUAAGGAUAAAACCCAUGUUUUCCAAGCGAAAGAUACUUCACACGAGAGAAACACUGAGAUUCAGACAAUGCUUACUUAUUUGAAAGAAAAGAUGAAGGCUGCUGGCUAUGUACCUGAUACUAAGUUUGCUCUAUAUGAUUUAGAGGAGGAAGAGAGGGAAUCAGAAGUUUCGUACCACAGCGAGAAGAUUGCCCUUGCUUUUGCACUGAUCGUGAUACCCCCUGGAGUCCCUAUUAGAAUAACAAAAAAUCUUCGGAUUUGCGUUGAUUGUCAUAGUGCUAUUAAGUUUAUAUCUGGCAUUGUUGGAAGAGAAAUUAUUGUAAGAGAUAAUAACAGGUUUCAUCAUUUCAAAGAUAAUAUAUGCUCAUGUAGAGAUUAUUGGUAAUGAUAGAAA